Knipowitschia caucasica is the source of this 714-nucleotide messenger RNA. Lineage: Eukaryota; Metazoa; Chordata; Actinopteri; Gobiiformes; Gobiidae. The record is from the annotation of a GenBank genome assembly.
AUGAAGACUGUUGAGUACAAAGUGAAAAUCUGUACAGGACACUCUUUAUUUGGCAAAUCCUGGAGCAAAAUCUACAUAAAGCUGGUGGGGGAAGAUGGAGAGGGGAAGCGCACUCGACUGCACAGCGCGGUUUCUGUCUUUGCAGGAAAGGAGACCACCCACACCGUGAGCUGCUCCAAACCUCUCGGGAAACUUGUGUUGAUUGAACUGGAGAAAAUGAAGCAGCUUUUGCUCCCUGAAAUGCCCUGGUUUGUGGACAAAGUUGAAGUGACAUGUCCAGAAGGCAAGUUUUACACAUUCCCCAUUUACCUCUGGAUUAGGGAUGAAGAAAUCCACUUCUUCAGAGAAGGAAAAGCUCUCGUGGUCGGACUAGACCGAAGUCUUGUUGGCAAAUAUUCAAGAGACAAAGAGUUACAGGAAAGAAGGAAUCAAUACGGCUGGAAGGAGUAUGCCCCGGGUCUGCCCCACAGCAUCGAUGUAGACGACAUCGGCCAGCUGCCAUGUGAAGUCCAGUUCUCCUUCACUAAACUGAAACAGUUCGUCUUAACAGCAGCUGAAGGAGACACCUCUCCAAUUCUAUCACCGCAGUUUGGUUCUGGAGCUAAAGUGGCCAUUUUAUUUCCUCAUUUUAAACGGCGCCGUGAUUUGUUUCAUGUCAAUAUGUCCACGCCGGCGCUGGACGCUUCUAUUGUUUUUGUCGACCUGCAGGAGUGA